Messenger RNA from Lithohypha guttulata, 582 nucleotides. It is a transcript of the gene POM33, whose product is annotated as Transmembrane nucleoporin. Bases 1 to 582 code for a protein of 193 amino acids. Gene Ontology annotation, cellular component: membrane; endoplasmic reticulum. Gene Ontology annotation, biological process: membrane organization; endoplasmic reticulum tubular network organization. NCBI's taxonomy places the organism in Eukaryota, Fungi, Ascomycota, Eurotiomycetes, Chaetothyriales, Trichomeriaceae. The record is from RefSeq and is a predicted model, not a curated record. The transcript has 2 exons.
AUGACUCUUCUGGGAGAUGAAAAUGUGCAAUAUCUUUUGAUCUCGUUGGUAUGGCUGUUGAGCAGGCAAAUUCCACUUGCCCUGCUUCCUUUCAGUGUCUAUUCCAUCUUCCACGUGGCAACCUAUACACGAACGAACCUAAUUCCCACUUUCCAACCUCCAGCGGCGGCACCUGCAGGUCAAUCACCUCAGACACAGAAGCCGCAAAGUGGACUGGCUGCAAUGAUCGGCAAGUUUGUCAAGGAAUACUACGAUGGCAGCAUGAUGCUGGUAGCAUGGCUUGAGAUUGCCCUGUGGGGACGUCUUUUCCUGUCUGCCUUGACUUUCAGCAAGGGAGCUUGGAUGUUGUUGGGACUGUAUACUGUCUUCUUGCGAGCACGAUUCCACCAGAGCACUUUUGUCCAAGGUGCAUUUGGUCAAUUCUCUGCUCGUAUCGAUCAACAGCUGAACCAACAGAAUAUUCCUCCGGCGGCUAAGCAGGGUUGGGAGACUGUCAAAAACCUCAGUCGGCAGGCAGUCGAAGCGACCGAUGUCAGGAAGUACAUUGGUGGUGCGCCAGCUGCUCAAAAGAAGGCAUCCUAA